UCUCAUAUCGCAAGCCCGAACCCGAAACCCACAAAGCGUGCGUGCAGACCGGCAAAUCACACGUGCCGAAGCACGCCAUCCAGAAUCAUUCGCGUUCCGCGGCAUAUCCCGCCACGUGCAAGAGGCAUGGUUUUCAUAAGAGCAAAACGGGUUACGGAUCCUUUAAACGAGAAGGUCCGCGCCCGGAUCCGCGGAGAUGACGGUCACUACGACACGAGCAGCAGCAGCGGCAGCGACCACGAAGGGACCUCCUUCUUCUCCGACCUCGUCAACGAGUUCCUCGAGAGCGACGACAACGCGCCACCAGACGACGCCGGCUCCGCCGAGGACGAGUCACCGGAAUCACAAGCUGCUGAAGUGGCGGAGAUGGUGAAGGAGUUGCUCCGUUCGUCGGAUAGGCUCCGACGGAGGGUGAUCUCUGACGUUUGUGAUGCCGCUAAGGUGUUUGAUGGAAUGCCAGCGGUGUUGUAUAGGAGAGCGGUGAUGGGGAGGUUGAGGGAGUUGGGGUAUAAUGCUGGGGUUUGCACGGCGAGGUGGGAGAGCUCCGGUGGGCUCACGGCGGGGAGCUAUGAGUAUGUGGAUGUGGUGGUGGGGGAGAAGGUGAGGUACAUAGUGGAUCUGGAUUUUAAGGCGGAGUUUGAGAUUGCGAGGGCGACGGUGGAGUAUGAGGAUGUGGUGAGGCAGUUGCCGAAGGUGAUGGUGGCGGUGCCGGAGGAGCUCCGGCGACUGGUGAAAAUGGUGGCUGAGGCUGGGAGAAGGUCGAUGAAGAGUAAGGGUUUGCAUGUGCCACCGUGGAGGAAGGGGAGGUACGUUGUGGCUAAGUGGUUGGGGCCGUACCGACGAACGGUGAACGCCGGAGGUUUUAGGUACGGCGCCGGCGAGGUUAAGAGCCGUGCUGUUGGGUUUCUCGCCGGUGAUGGUGAUAGGGUUGUCAAGGUGGUGGUGUGAUCACGCUCAGUUUGUUUGUUGUGGAUAAG
This is a messenger RNA of Dioscorea cayenensis subsp. rotundata (Guinea yam), 977 nucleotides long. RefSeq lists its product as uncharacterized. The record is from RefSeq and is a predicted model, not a curated record. The coding region runs from base 127 to 948 and encodes 273 amino acids. The transcript has 2 exons. NCBI's taxonomy places the organism in Eukaryota, Viridiplantae, Streptophyta, Magnoliopsida, Dioscoreales, Dioscoreaceae.